AAACGGGUAUUUUCCAUUGUCAAAUCCUCGUUUGACUGCUAAUUAUUUACUUCGUUAAUUAAUAUAUCCAUUGUAAGUUGGAAGUAUUAGUUCAGCAAAAAAAUGAGUUCUCACAAUAAUAUAAUCGAUGAACAAAUUGGUAAAAAGUUGGAUCAUUGCGUUUCUGAUAUUUUAAUGAAAGGAUGUGGAGGCGCUAUUGUUGGAUGUGCUGUAUCUUUGACAAUUUUAAAGAGACGUGCAUGGCCUGUUUGGCUCGGCGCUGGAUUUGGAAUCGGCGUCGCUUAUAGGACGUGUGAACGGGAUAUAAAUUCCCUGAAAUAAAUAUUUGUUGUUGUAAUAUUAAUAAAAUAUUUAAUUGAGUAAUGAAACAAA
This is a messenger RNA of Drosophila yakuba, 372 nucleotides long. RefSeq names its product MICOS complex subunit Mic10. Gene Ontology annotation, cellular component: MICOS complex; mitochondrial inner membrane; mitochondrion. Bases 103 to 321 code for a protein of 72 amino acids. The record is from RefSeq and is a predicted model, not a curated record. NCBI's taxonomy places the organism in Eukaryota, Metazoa, Arthropoda, Insecta, Diptera, Drosophilidae. The transcript is spliced from 2 exons.